Messenger RNA from Nothobranchius furzeri (turquoise killifish), 1503 nucleotides. RefSeq names its product leucine rich repeat containing 61 (gene lrrc61). NCBI's taxonomy places the organism in Eukaryota, Metazoa, Chordata, Actinopteri, Cyprinodontiformes, Nothobranchiidae. The record is from RefSeq and is a predicted model, not a curated record. Gene Ontology annotation, molecular function: protein binding.
CUCGCUAACCCCCGCCGGGCUGCGGAGAAGGCUGAUGCCCGUCUCUAAUCCACCUGCACCGCGAUACAAUGAGCGUGUCCCUCCCGUACCCCUGGAUAGAUUAUAAUUUCACACCUCAUACAUAAUCCCUACACUUCUUCACACUGGCUAAACUGUUGUCAUUUGUGACGUUUGGCAGCUUUGUUGUAAGAAAAGUUGUCCAGGAUGGAGUCAAAGCGAGAGAAAGACCAGGAUGCAGAGUGUGAGAGGAUCACUGCAGUGCUGCUCAAGUCACGUACGGGAGAAUUUGAAUUAGAAUCAAUAUUGUUUCUCAAACUGAGAGGCCUUGGAAUACACGACCUUGGAUGUAUUGGGGAAUGCAUGAAUUUGGAGAGGCUGGACCUAUCUGGGAACAAUAUAACAAAUUUAGCUUCUCUAACGUCGCUUCGACUUCUUUCUGUGCUAAAUUUGUCUGCUAAUAGAAUCUCCAAUGUAGAGCCUCUCCGGGGUUGUGAAAAUUUACAAAACCUAAAUAUUGCUGGUAAUAUCAUCUCCAGUACUGACAACCUACACUGCCUCGUUACUUUGAGAAAGCUGGAAAACAUACGUCUGAAAGAUAACACUUACAAUUACAGUAACCCCGUCUGCAGGAACGCAUCGUAUCGAGCCACAGUGCUUGAGAUGUUCCCUAACAUCAAAGUGCUGGAUGGAGAAAGAGUUGUAGGACGGGGAAGCGACUUGUACCAGCUAUGCAAAGACAUCGAUGACACUAUUAAGGCAGGUUCAUACAAGAAUGGACAACUUGUGGAACAUCCUGAUUGUAAACCGUGGGUAGAGGAUAGUUACUGGGAGAUAAAGAGAUCAAACAACGCCAUCAUCGAAGAGGCCUACAAACAGUUUAAUGAUGUUCUUCAUGAAUGCAGACUCCUCAACAACAGAGCCACUCAUGUCAUCUCUCAAACUGAAAGAUCCAUGAGCUUGAAAAAGCAGCCAAAACAAUAUGCACUCUGAGUUGGGCUAUUUUGGGUUUUGUUUAUAGUUGUUGUCUCUUUUGCACUGUAUCAUGGCUCCAUAUACUGUAGCUUUUUAAAAUGCUGUAUCCAAAUGCUUGAUAAUUGCCUGGCACACUCGCUGUGUUGCAUUGUAUGAAAUCUACUGUGACUGUAUGUAUCCUGUGCAUCAGUUAUCAGAAUAAAUGAGUGCGUUUUGGAAACCUUUACCCGUUUUGAUACUCCGUAUGGUUCAAAGAUGUCUUAACUUUGCACAGUGUGCACAUUUAAAUGCCGUAGGCUGCAGUUUUACUAAGAGCUAUGCUGCUUUUAAAGAUUUCUACGUGUUGAUUUUUUUCCUAUUAGCGUUGCUGAAAGAGUCCGAGUAAAUGUGUACCAUGCUGUAUGCUUUUUGUGUGAGUUGUGCUUUAGCAAAAAGUGACUGAAUGAUUGUUUCGGCAGUUUCUACUUGUUUUCUACCAUGAAGUGUUUUAGUGAAUGAUGUAUGGAAAAUACAGCCUUUAUGAAGCUACAA